Blepharisma stoltei is the source of this 3470-nucleotide messenger RNA. Lineage: Eukaryota; Ciliophora; Heterotrichea; Heterotrichida; Blepharismidae. The record is from the annotation of a GenBank genome assembly.
AUGAAAACAAAAGAUGCAAAUGGAGAAGACACCGUUCGAAAAGUAUUAUGCCAUGGGCUUCAGCUACUAAUGACUAAAAUUCCUUCACAAUCACUUGUAGAAUUCAGCAUGAAGAACUCGACAUCAUUUUUAUUUAUAAUUGACUUCACAUUUAGUGAUUUAAACAAGGCUCGCUUAAGAGAUGACAGCAGUUUAGAAAGACACAUAGAAAUAAACCCUUACUCCACAGUUAAAUUCGCAGAAUUUUCCACAGAUGGCCAAUUUUCCUAUAAAUACUCAUACAAAUACCAAAAACUAAGCCAAGACCCUAUAAUCAAGCGAGUCCAUAUCAGUGAAGAAUUGGAACUAGUUAUAAACCAAAAUGACAUCGAAAAAACCAUCAAUUUCGAGCUUAUCAAUGGUAGACCUGAAAUGAUCCACUUCGAGCUUAUAUUCCUUGAUAUGAGUGAUAUCUUAAACUUAAAUUUGGGUUGAACUUUUUGAGAGAAGUCACACUCAGAUAUAUUUCAGUCACUCCUCCGUUACUGCUCCUCAUUGAUGAGGGCUUGCAAUCGCUACCUGUAAGUCAGAUUCUCUGGCACCGUGCCCACACUGAUGGGAUUCAGCUUCUGAAAUUCGAAAAAUCGAAUUUUCUGGCCAAGAUAUAAACUCCUAGUCCACGACAUAAAGUCUGGCAUCGAGCUGGGAACCGUUCCUGAUUGACCAGGAGGAAUCUCAUUGAUGCUGGUGGGACUUCCCUUUCCAACCCUGAGCUUCAUCUUUCUACUAGGUAAAACCUUCGACUUGGAUUGAGCAUGUGGUCAGCUAAUCCCAGCAUUGUGCUCUCUCACCAAAUCAAAAACCCCGGCCGGUUGCACAUUCCUGAAUGCCAUCCGCCCUUCCACAAGAUCUCUAGGUCUCCUAGCUGCAUUUUAAGAGUGUGGCUGUUUCGCCAUUCUACUUUAAUGCAUGAUAUGAGUGGUAUUAAACCGCCUAAUGGCUCCAUGCAAAUUGUAAUAGACUUACCUCCAAAGUCUGCAAGAACGUUCUGUGAGUUAAGCUUUGCUGGGAUCUGGUCAUAUAAAUACACAUACAAAUAUUACCUAAAACCAGCUGAUGUAAAUCUCGAACAAAUAAAAAGAGAGCAAAACCAAGAGCUUGAAGAUGCAAAAUUCCAAAUUAGAAGUGUGCCUGUAGAUGUGGUCCCAUUAAAGUAUUUAGAAAGGAUUUUUGGUGAAAACAAAUUUACUGAUCAUUUAUUUCCACCCAAUGAUUAUUCAAUACUCGGCUAUGUUUCAGAGCAACUCAAUGAAAUCCAAUGAAGAAGGCCAGGAGAUUUUAUGGUUGGGGAAAUCAAAAUUUAUGAGGAUGACUUAGAAGACAGCACAAUUAUGCAGGGGACCAUUGAAAAUAAUUGACUUAUGGCUUUGAUAACUACACUGCUAGAAAAAACGGAACAUAUAAAAAAUAUGUUUUAUGAAAAUUCAGGAAUUAAUAAAAAUGGCAUUUAUAGAGUCAAGUUAUUGAAAAAUGGGGAAAAUCAUACGAUGACAAUUGAUGACUAUUUUCCUUGCCACACAGGGAUGGGGCCGAUAUUUAAUUGCAAUCAUGGUCCUGAGUUAUGAGUUAUGCUACUUGAAAAAUCAUAUGCAAAAAUUAACGGGUACUACUAUUCCCUAAGGAAAAUCAAACCUACAGAUUCAAUUAUUGAUCUAACUGGGUGCCCUUCUUUUUCUUAUACUUUACAAUCUUUUGGAAGCUCCCUAUGAAAUCAGUUAAACUUUUGAAAAUCUGAAGGAGCCUCUUUGGUUGUCUCCACAAAAGAAUUAUUUUCAAGCACAGGCAUUUUACAACAGCGCUUUUUUUAUGUCAAUAGAUUAGAAACAGUAAACGAGACAGAACUUAUUCAAUUGAAAAACCCAUGGGAUGAAUAUGAUUGAACUGGAGACUGAAGUGAUCAAUCUCCUUUAUGGACUCUAGAAACUCGUGAAACGCUGAGAAUUGAAUUCGAUAACAAUGAUGGGUCAUUUUGGAUAUGUAUAAAUGAUCUUUUCAUAUACAUAAAAUGGCGUAUGGCGACCGACCCACCCUCUCAGUGGUGGUUACCCAUGUAUAUCCGGGCAUGGUUUUUGGAGCCAGGAAUUAGCCCAACAACAUCUGGGACCUCGAAGCGAGAGGCCUAAGCGCGAGAGCCGCUGUUUUUGCGACCAGAUCCAUGGGCAGUUAUUCGUGACUUCUUUUUGCCAGCAGCGCUCAGCCCAGUGAGUGCCCGAAAUGAGGCAGGGUGAAUUACCUGCCUAAGUUGCUUUAGUGGCUCGCCCCGAAUGGCGAAAGCUGUUGAGUUCUUUCUCGGGAUGACCGGAAAAGAGGGGAGGCGAGUUAGACACCAAAACGGGGGUCUCUCCAGUUGAAAAGGUGCCCUUCAAUGGGCAUCUCUGGCGGACGACGAAGCGGAGUUGGCGUAAACUUAGGCGACGACGAUCCAAGUUGGAAAUGGAGGUGGUCAGCAAAGCCGGUAUGAGACGGCCCUUGACAAUGCCUCUACCGAGAAACCGGGGGUUUCGGCCCGGGCUUGGUGAACGCUCUGCCACCACACGGGAAACCGUGGCAUGCGACCUCGGACGUAGUAGGGACCUUAAAUACCCAGCGUAAUCUUAAUCUUAAUAUGUAUAAAUGAUCUUUUCAAAAAUUUUGAAAAUAUUAUUGUUUCAAGGAUCAAAAAAUAUAUAGAAUAUAGAUUAAAGACCUUGAUGGAAAAAUAUGAAAACAUAGGAAAAUCGACGCAUUGUUGGGAAAUCGAGAUAAGUGAGCCUACAAAAAUGUUUAUUGGUGUCCAUCAAGAAGAUGAAAACAGUAUAGGAGCUAGAGAACUAAGGAAAUACCUCGACCUAGGGUUAGCGAUCCUUAGAAAAACCGCAUUUGGCUAUGAAAAUUAUUUCAAAACCCAAACAACUAGAUGUGUUCGUGAAAUUUACUGGGAAGGAAGCUUGGAAACAGGCAGCUAUUUAGUAAUCCCAACAAGCACUGCAGCUUCUCUAACAAAACCUGCGGAUUUUAUCCCUCUAAAGUUUCCUUUAAUUACUGAAAUGGGCGAUCUCCAUCCAAUAUUUAAAAACAUAAUCCGAGACUUAUACAGAAGACUAAGUUACAAUGUAAACGCCCCAUUGAAUUUCGACGAAUUUUUUAAUUUCAAUAAAAAACUUGGGGUCUACAUAACCUCUGAUAUUUUCGUCAAAAAUAUUUUAAGCAAAUACACAAGUACCCAUGAUGGGUUGACAAGACAAGGAUUUUUCGAGAUUUUUAUUGAUAAUUUAAAAGAAGGAAAAGAAGGAGAAGAGAGGGUGAGGAACUGGCUGUGCUUAUUAGGGUAUGAUGAACACUUCUACUCAAUCGAGUCAAAGCCACUUAUUUUGAGUUUUCAAGGGGAAACUGACUUUAAAAUAGCAAGACAAGAAUUAUCACCUGAUAUCAAUUCGUUUAUAUGGCAAUAA